Messenger RNA from Metarhizium brunneum ARSEF 3297, 975 nucleotides. The record is from RefSeq and is a predicted model, not a curated record. NCBI's taxonomy places the organism in Eukaryota, Fungi, Ascomycota, Sordariomycetes, Hypocreales, Clavicipitaceae.
AUGGAGCAGAGAAGCAGAGACGAGAGAUGGAAGAGGAGGAGGGGUCGUUGCAGUUGCCACUGGGGCCUCGGGGAGAACCCUGCGGUGGCCGGUGUUGCUGUGCAGGACGAUGCGACCACUCAGCCAGCCGACACCAGCCCGGAUGAGAUGGGAUGGGGAUGGGGAUGGGGGAAGAGGGAGGUGGGAAGAGGGAUGGAGGGGGGCUUGAGCUCCAGGUCGAGAGGGAAGACGAAACGCAACACGACGCCGAUGGAUGAGCCUCUUGCCUCAGACUCCAACGCAGGUGUUUUUCGGCGGCGGAGCGAUGCCAACGUCUGGUUGAAAAGUCGGCUUGAAACAGGGAGGGGCAAGUUGCGGGUGCGCGGGUUGAUGGAUGAGCGACGCAACGCGAUGCUUUCCAAGCGGGUCGAGGAGGAGGAGCAAGAAGAAGGAAAAGAAGAAAGGACAAGGUCUCAGGUGCCCCGAGUGGAUACGGCCAGGGAAGCUGGGAAGCUUGUCAAUCUGCCUGUGCAAAUGCUCCGGAAAAGGCGCGCCACCAGCACGUUGGACAUGGAAAACCUCGAGCAGCUCGCACAGGCAGCUAUGGGCAAGCAGGCAGGCUGGCAAUGGAGGGGUCUCUCUCAGGGCCUGAAGGAGGGGAACAUGACGGGCAAGAGGCUCGCAGCGAAGCUUUCUAGAAGAGCGCACGGACCACACGUCCCGCGCCUCCACUGCAUUUGUCAACCAGCAGGAGCUUCUCCCGGCCGAGCUUCCUGCUCCCUGGGCUCGCGGCGUCCUGGAGCUCCAGAACGGGUCUGGAAGCGGACAUGGACAGCUCCUGCCUUCCGUGCAUGCGUGCAGGUGUCAUGCUGCCUUGCGUCCGACGCUCCCACCGACUCUUCACGCCGCUUUGCGUCGCACAACCGACUGACACAAAGCCACACAAGUGAUGCAGAGAGCUGCGCAUUGUCGUCGGUAGCGUCGGCAAUUGCCUAA